This is a messenger RNA of Ziziphus jujuba (common jujube), 1649 nucleotides long. Its product is annotated as lysine-specific demethylase JMJ30. The coding region runs from base 120 to 1364 and encodes 414 amino acids. The record is from RefSeq and is a predicted model, not a curated record. The transcript has 6 exons. NCBI's taxonomy places the organism in Eukaryota, Viridiplantae, Streptophyta, Magnoliopsida, Rosales, Rhamnaceae. Gene Ontology annotation, molecular function: 2-oxoglutarate-dependent dioxygenase activity.
AAUAUAUUUAAAAAUGAAAAGCGUUGGACAACGCCAGCACGUCGCAUAUACGAGAAGUCCCUUUACUAAUUACUAAAGCAGAAACACAGUCAAUCAUUGUGACAAACAUUUGUCCGGCAAUGUCGUCGUCGCCCACCUCCAGCACCUUUACUUCCGGCGACGGCGACGCCUUCGACCACCUUGACACCCCCACCCUCGACGCCCAAUCGUCCACCCUCCUCCACUCCAUCUCCGAGCACGGAGGCUACGCCUACGUCCGCAUGGCCACUCUCGCCGCCGCUGGCGACUUCCGAGCCGCUGAGGCGGCUCGUGAGAUGGCGUGGGAGCAGCUUCACUCCGGGCCCUGGCACUCGGUCUUGCCCGUCUGGCGAGACGCCUACUCAAUGGCGUGCCUCCAAGUGGCGAAUCUCCAUUUCGCCGGCAGUGACUACAGGGAGGCACUUAGGGUUUUGGAUAUGGGCCUUAUAAUGGGUGGUUCUCUCCUCAGGAAGGAUUUGGACUCUGCGGUCGAUAAGGUUUCUGCUAAGGCCAGGAGGGAUGAGGUUGUUUCCAAUUCAGAUAGUCAACUAGUUCGUGGCGAGAUCGACAAGGCGGAGAUGCUUCGAGUUUUGCCUGAAAGGUCCCUUUCCUGUAAGAUGGUUGUGAAGAGGUCUGCUCUAUCGUUGGAGGGAUUUCUUCGUGAAUAUUUCUUAUGCUGUUCCCCUGUCAUAAUAACCGACUGUAUGGCUCACUGGCCAGCCAGAUCAAAGUGGAAUGACAUGAAUUAUCUUAGAAGGAUUGCUGGUGACCGUACCGUGCCAGUUGAGGUUGGGAAGAACUAUUUAUGCUCUGAGUGGAAGCAGGAGCUUAUCACGUUUUCCCAGUUUCUUGAGAGGAUUCAGGCCACUGACUCUUCUGCUGUUCCAACAUAUCUUGCUCAGCAUCCCCUGUUUGAUCAGAUAAAUGAGCUACGGAAGGACAUAUGUGUUCCUGACUAUUGUUUUGCUGGUGGUGGGGAGUUGAGGCCUCUAAAUGCUUGGUUUGGUCCAGCAGGGACAGUGACUCCGUUACACCAUGAUCCACACCACAAUAUACUUGCUCAGGUUGUUGGCAAAAAGUAUAUUAGGCUUUACCCUGCUUCAUAUUCAGAGGAACUUUACCCAUACAGUGAAACCAUGCUUUGCAAUUCAAGCCAGGUUGAUCUAGAUAAGAUAGACAAGAGAGAGUUUCCAAAGGUGCAAGACUUAGAAUUCGUAGACUGCAUUUUGGAGGAAGGAGAAAUGCUUUAUAUCCCACCAAAAUGGUGGCAUUAUGUGCGAUCUCUUACAACAAGUUUAUCGGUUAGCUUUUGGUGGAAUGUCUCUGAAGGUUCAACUGUUUCUUGAUCUUUCAUGGCUCUCAAUACAGGAUCAGUCCGGCCCAACUUUAUAUGUGGCCUUAGGUGGGGGGAAAAAAAAUGACUUUUGAUUAAAUAUAUUUUAUUAUAAAUAUAAUGUUAAUUGAUGUAUGUUCGCUUGCAAUAUAUCUCUUUACAAUAUAUUCCUUUUUUUUUCUUUCUUUUUUUGUUUUGCUUGGAAAAAGUAAGGAGGUUUGACGGCCUUAGGUGAGGGGGAAAAAAAAGACUUUUGAUUAAAUAGUAUUUUAUUAUAAAUAUAAUAUUAAUUGAUGUA